Molecule: messenger RNA, 1987 nt
Organism: Sesamum indicum (sesame)
Lineage: Eukaryota; Viridiplantae; Streptophyta; Magnoliopsida; Lamiales; Pedaliaceae
Product: polyphenol oxidase I, chloroplastic
Biological process (GO): pigment biosynthetic process
Molecular function (GO): catechol oxidase activity
Source: RefSeq, a predicted model, not a curated record
CCCCUGAACCAAGCGAUGGCAGCACAAACCAUGGCUUGCCUUCCAUAUUCAUGCACGGUGCUCACCACCAAUUCCCGCCCCUCUUCUAAGCCUUUCUCCCCUAAGCCAUCCCAGCUUCUGACUGAUUCUAGGCGCAGCCACCGCUUUCAGGUCUCGUGCAAUGGUGGCAUAAACCAAAAUCCCUCAGCUGAUGGAACGGUUGAUCGUAGAAACCUGCUUCUUGGCUUGGGAGGUCUAUAUGGCGCAGCCAACCUCGUUUCGGAUUCCCAAGCUUAUGCGGCUCCUAUAGAGCCUCCCGAGUUCAAGAACUGCGGUGUGGCCCGUGAUGUACAAACCAACGAUAUUCUUGACGUCAAUUGUUGCCCACCAGUCACUGACAAGAUCAUAGAUUAUAAGCUUCCGCCGGUUACCAAUUGGAGGAUUAGGCCAGCUGCUCACAGAGUGUCCAAAGAAUACUUAGCCAAGUUCGAGGAAGCUAUUAGGCGCAUGAAGGCGCUCGACAAGGAUGAUCCCACGGAUCCUCGUGGUUUCAUGCAGCAAGCCAACAUCCAUUGUGCUUACUGCAAUGGCGCCCACGAUCAAGUUGGAUUCAAGGAUCUUGACCUGCAGGUCCACAAUUCUUGGCUCUUCUUUCCCUUCCACAGAUGGUACCUGUAUUUCUACGAGAGAAUUCUUGGGAAAUUGAUAGAUGACCCAACUUUUUGUUUGCCAUUUUGGAACUGGGACAACCCAAAGGGGAUGCAAAUGCCUAGGAUCUUUGAUAAAACGGGGUCACCGCUCUACAACGUAAACCGCGAUAAGACCCAUCGACCUCCGGCUCUAAUCGAUCUUAGCUUAUCCAAUAUUAGCGACGAUCUACAGGUGGUGGUGAACAACCUAACUGUCAUGUACAGUGAAAUGAUUCGCAGUGUCAACUCCACUCUGGACUUCAUGGGGAAGCCAUACAGAAAGGGUGACAAUCCAAGCCCCGGCAUGGGGUCAUCAGAGCGUGGCUCUCACGUUGCGGCCCAUGUGUGGGUUGGAGACCCCAACAACAGAUACCGUGAAGACAUGGGAAAUUUCUAUUCUGCCGGAAGGGACAUAUUGUUCUAUAGCCACCACGCCAAUGUCGACAGGAUGUGGUCGAUUUGGCGAACUCUGAAAACCGACGUGCCAAAGGACAUUACUGAUCCAGAUUACUUGAACGCUGCAUUUUUGUUCUACGAUGAAAAUAAGCAGCUCGUACGUGUAAGAGUUGCCGAUUGCAUAGACCAUAAGAAAAUGGGAUACGACUUCGAAAAGGUGGAUAUUCCAUGGUUGAACUACAGGCCACCGAAGAAGGCGGCCAAAACCAAAAUUCAGAACAUCUCGUCAGGUGCUCAGAAGGCAGAAGGUCUGUUCCCUCUCAAUCUGAAAAAGAUCACCAGGGUUUUGGUUCCCAAGUCCGCCAAGGGCAAAGCCGACGAGGUGCUGGUGUUGGAAAAUAUAGAAACAGACGCAACGCAAUACAUAAAGUUCGACGUGUUCGUGAACGACGAAGAUGACAAUGCCAAGGAGCUGGACAAGGCCGAGUACGCAGGAACCUUCGCCCAGGUACCGCACAAGACUAAGAGUAAGAAGGACAUAUCCAACAUCAACCUGAGAUUGACCGAGCUGUAUGAAGACAUCGAUAUCGAUGAUGAUGAUACCAUAGUGGUGACCCUCGUUCCAAGAUCCAAUGGUGAUGACGUGACCAUUGGUGGCAUCAAGAUCAUUCCAUCACCUCCCAAAUCAGCGUGAAAGGUGACCUUCAACCAAAGGAUUUCUGGUCUUUUGAAACUUUUGUCGAGCAGUUGGUGGAAGCCAGGUUUCCUGUCUCCACUCAACGAAUUCAGAACUUCAAUUACUUGUGCCAAUAAGCAGUGAAUCAUGUGUUCUUCUAUGGUUGUCUGCUCUGUACCUUAUCUUGACUACACGAUGUAUGAAUAUGUUUGUAAUCCAAUAAAAAUGCGUUCUGCACCUUCCCUAA